Molecule: messenger RNA, 366 nt
Organism: Schizophyllum commune H4-8
Lineage: Eukaryota; Fungi; Basidiomycota; Agaricomycetes; Agaricales; Schizophyllaceae
Exons: 1
Coding region: 1-366 (121 amino acids)
Source: RefSeq, a predicted model, not a curated record
AUGCCUUAUCCCUUCCCGACACGAUCCCCAUUUCCCUGGAACAAAGCCUCCCUCCCGAAAAUCCUAGCGCGCGAUCGAGACGGCGCUCUCCUCGCCGACGACGUCAUCAACGAAGCCAUGAUGGCCAACCCUGUCAUCCCCAACUUCAACGUCACCCAGCGCGACCGCUGGGCUCGCUUGGGCUUCGCCCCGCUGAGUCCAUCGGUUGGAGAUCUUCAACAGGCUUUCGCCCUCGAGGAUCCCAAUGGGUCGGCCCUCGGGAGCCUUCUCGAUGCCACUAUGUUCAUGUUCGGUGCACCAGGUCACGUCAAGCGCUGGGUGGAGAACUUGCUGCUUCUUAUUACCUUGGUCUCUCGCCACCCUUGA